Molecule: messenger RNA, 3724 nt
Organism: Hevea brasiliensis (rubber tree)
Lineage: Eukaryota; Viridiplantae; Streptophyta; Magnoliopsida; Malpighiales; Euphorbiaceae
Product: methylcrotonoyl-CoA carboxylase subunit alpha, mitochondrial
Exons: 21
Coding region: 48-3434 (1128 amino acids)
Biological process (GO): protein phosphorylation
Cellular component (GO): mitochondrion
Molecular function (GO): ATP binding; metal ion binding; methylcrotonoyl-CoA carboxylase activity
Source: RefSeq, a predicted model, not a curated record
CGCUCAACUUCGAAUCAUUUGGCUCAGACCUGCAUUAAACCGAAACCAUGGCGUCGAUGGCGUCAGUACUCCGUCGAAGGCUCAACGUCAAUCCCUUCCUCGUCCAAGUAAGACUCCUCUCCGUUGAAUCUCCUUCUCGUAUAAAUGAAACGACACAGCGCAUAGAGAAAAUAUUGGUUGCGAACCGAGGUGAAAUUGCUUGUAGGAUCAUGAGGACUGCGAAGCGGCUAGGUAUUCGAACCGUAGCCGUUUACAGUGACGCUGACAGAAACUCUCUUCAUGUUAAAUCAGCUGACGAGGCUGUUCAUAUAGGUCCACCUCCGGCAAGGUUGAGUUAUUUGAAUGGUUCGUCAAUUGUUGAGGCUGCCAUUCGUACUGGUGCUCAGGCUAUCCACCCAGGAUAUGGUUUCUUAUCAGAGAGUGCAGACUUUGCCAAACUUUGUGAAGAUAUGGGUCUUACAUUUAUUGGCCCUCCAGCCUCAGCGAUUCGGGACAUGGGAGAUAAAAGUGCAUCCAAGAGGAUAAUGGGUGCCGCAGGGGUGCCACUUGUCCCGGGAUAUCAUGGUAGUGAGCAAGAUAUUGAACUCAUGAAGUCAGAAGCAGAUAAAAUUGGAUACCCUAUCUUGAUAAAGCCAACCCAUGGAGGUGGGGGAAAGGGUAUGAGGAUUGUGCAAAGUCCAAAUCAAUUCAUUGAAUCUUUCUUGGGAGCACAACGUGAGGCUGCUGCUUCUUUUGGUGUAAAUACAAUUUUGCUAGAGAAAUACAUCACACAGCCAAGACAUAUAGAAGUCCAGAUAUUUGGAGACAAAUAUGGAAAUGUACUACAUUUAUAUGAAAGGGAUUGCAGCAUACAGAGAAGACAUCAGAAGAUAAUUGAAGAAGCUCCAGCUCCAAAUGUUACGAAUGACUUCCGCUCCCACUUGGGUCAGGCUGCAGUAUCUGCAGCCAAGGCUGUUGGUUACCACAAUGCUGGGACUGUGGAGUUUAUAGUUGACAAGGGCUCUGGCCAAUUUUAUUUUAUGGAGAUGAACACGCGCCUUCAGGUUGAGCAUCCUGUGACAGAGAUGAUCGUCGGUCAAGAUCUUGUAGAAUGGCAAAUUCGUGUUGCAAAUGGAGAGCCACUUCCUCUCAGUCAGUCACAGGUGCCAUUGUUGGGUCAUGCAUUUGAAACUCGAAUAUAUGCUGAAAAUGUUCCUAAAGGAUUUCUUCCUGCUACUGGAUUUCUUCAUCAUUAUCGCCCCGUUGCAGUCUCGUCAGCAGUUCGGGUUGAGACUGGAGUUGAAGAGGGGGACACUGUUAGCAUGCACUAUGAUCCUAUGAUCGCAAAGCUUGUAGUCUGGGGAGAAAACCGUGCUGCAGCAUUAAUCAAACUGAAGGAUUGCUUAUCAAAAUUUCAGGUCGCAGGAGUGCCAACUAAUAUCAAUUUUCUCCAAAAACUUGCUAACCAUAGAUCUUUUGAAGAUGGCAAUGUGGAAACCCACUUUAUUGAGAACCAUAAAGAUGAUCUCUUUAUUGAUCCUAAUAAUUCAUUGUUAGCCAAGGAGGCAUAUAGUAGUGGCAGAUUCAGCGCAACUUUGGUAGCUGCAUGUCUUUGUGAAAAGGAAUGCUCUGUUUUGAAGGGAAGUCCUCCUGGGGGCAGCAGCUUACACCCCAUAUGGUAUUCUCAUCCUCCUUUCAGAGUCCAUCAUCUUGCUAGGCGUACUAUGGUAUUUGAGUGGGACAAUGAAUAUGAUGGCAGUGGCUCAAAUGAUUUGACAGUGACACUUUCCAUCACUUACAAGCCAGAUGGGAAGUAUCUGAUUGAGCUUGGAGAAAUUGGUUCCCCAGGCUUAGAAGUCAAGGCAAUGCACAUUCAUGACCAUGAUUUCAGGGUUGAGGCUGAUGGUUUAAGCAUGAAUGUUAGUUUGGCCACUUAUUCAAAGGAUGAGACAAAGCACAUUCAUAUAUGGCAUGCGUCACACCAUCAUCAUUUUAGACAAAAAUUGGGACUUGAUUUAUGUGAUGAUGAUGAAACCCAAUACAAGACCCGUUUUGAGACUGCAUCUCACCCUCCAGGAACUGUGGUGGCUCCCAUGGCUGGUUUAGUGGUUAAGGUUGUUGUGAAGGAUGGAUCAAAAGUGGAGGAAGGGCAACCUAUAUUGGUGUUAGAAGCAAUGAAGAUGGAGCACGUUGUAAAGGCGCCAUUUGCGGGCUAUGUUCAUGGGCUUCAAGUGACAGCUGGCCAGCAAGUUUCUGAUAGCAGUCUUCUCUUCAUUAUUAAGGUUAGUUUAAAAACCGAGGAAUUCAAUACCCAUGAAGUAGAUGUUACUUCAAACGCCGGAGAGAAGAGCUUGAGUUCAAAGGUGAAGGAUGUGGGUAGUAUUAGCAAUAGAGAAACGUAUUUUAGAGCAGAUAAAAUUGAUUUCAAGAGCUGGGAUAUCCAACUAGAUAAGCACCUCAGUCGCGCUUGGUCGAGGGACAGGGAAGUGCAGACGAGAAGGGAGGAGUGGGAGAUUGAUUUGAGUAAACUGGAAAUAAGGCAUGUUAUUGCUCAGGGAACUUAUGGGACUGUGUAUAAAGGCAAUUAUGAUGGUCAAGAUGUUGCUGUGAAGGUAUUGAAUUGGGGGGAGGAUGGCAUUGCCACUGAUGCUGAAAUUGCUGCUGUUCGGUCAUCAUUUCGGCAAGAGGUUGGUGUUUGGCAUAAACUUGACCAUGCAAAUGUUACAAAGUUUAUUGGAGCUUCAAUGGGAACUUCAAAUCUUAAAAUUCCUCCCAAAAAUCCUAUGAAUGGAAGUUAUGAUUCUCAUCCUUCCACAGAGUGCUGCGUUGUUCUCGAGUACCUUCCGGGUGGGACGUUAAAGAAAUUUUUAAUCAGAAAUAGGAGAAAGAAACUUGCCUUUAAGGUUGUGAUUCAACUUGCUUUGGACCUUUCGAGAGGUUUGAGCUAUCUACAUUCUAAAAAGAUUGUACAUCGGGAUGUUAAGACAGAAAAUAUGUUGUUAGAUGCUCAUAGAACUUUGAAGAUAGCUGAUUUUGGUGUUGCUCGAGUUGAAGCUCAGAACCCAAGGGACAUGACUGGGGAAACUGGUACUCUUGGAUACAUGGCCCCAGAGGUUCUUGAUGGUAAGCCUUACAAUCGGAAAUGUGAUGUUUACAGCUUUGGUAUAUGCUUAUGGGAAAUUUAUUGCUGUGACAUGCCUUAUCCCGAUCUUAGCUUUGCUGAAGUUUCAUCUCAAGUUGUUCGACAGAAUUUGCGUCCAGAAAUCCCUCGAUGUUGCCCAAAUUCACUUGCAAGUAUCAUGAGAAAAUGUUGGGAUGCAAAUCCAGACAAACGUCCAGAGAUGGACGAGGUAGUGAGGCUACUAGAAGCAACAGACACGAGCAAAGGAGGUGGCAUGAUUCCUGAAGAUCAAUCCACUGGCUGUUUCUGUUUUACUUCAGUUCGUGGACCAUGACUUCUUUUGACCUUCCAUUCCUGAUAUACACUUAUGGAGUACUGAAGCAGUUCAUUGCCAGCUGCAGCUGGUCUUUGAAUAGCUAACUAAAGACUCCAUCUUUCCGUAGCUCAGGAUCACAGAAUUGGGAUGGCUGAAGUAUUCUGGUCCUAGUCAAGUUCUUGAAAGUUUAAGAUUUGGUUGUUGCAAUUAUUAUUGCUGCACAGAAUUCUGGAAUUGGAAGAUUGAAAUUCCAUAAUUAUUAUUGUAAAACAUUCCUCAAGAUGAUUUCAAACUUUCGAUUCAGAUAA